AUGCACAAGCUAUUCGACUUGCUUGAGGACGGUUCGCGUUUUCCAAGCGUUUCUCUCGGGCACUGCGUUUUGCACGUCAAUGCCUGCAGAGACUUUGUGCCUGCCUUUCUGGAAACUGUGGUAGCUAGCGAUUUGGGCAUUUUCCAAGAACUGGAGGGAUUUCACUAUAGUCCUGUGGAACGAAACACCUGCGUUUCGAUUCACUGCUUUUUGGACAAGCUGCAAGAGCAAUUUGCUUGCGUCCGACAUGCCACUCUCCUAUACAAUGCUCAUUUGGUCUACACCAACUUGCCUUUGGAUGACAUGAGGGUGCUCUACAGCUAUUUGGUGGCUUUCAAUGGAGCGGUGUCCAGCCAGAAGUUGAACAAGCCGCCUUUUGGUCCAACGGAGCAUGUUUGCAACUGCCCGGCUGUUGCAGCGAAUGGGUUGACAAGUCUGGAGAUAUUGCUUGGGAAUGCAUUGAUAUGUGGAAGAUCCGAUUUCAGAACUGCACACCCUGUGAAAAUACACCAAAUCCCAAGGCCUACUGAUGUUUACAGUAUUCUCAGCUUCCCUAUGAAACAACGGGCCGUUUGGGAGGGCAAAUUCAGGCACACCCAAAUUCCAAAAGAAAAUCCGAGGUAUAUCAUGUAUAGACGGGGACGCCCAAGAAGCAGAUUUAUGCCACCGCCAGCAGACAAGCAGAUUGCUCAAAACCCUCACCACUCGUGA
This is a messenger RNA of Cladocopium goreaui, 711 nucleotides long. The record is from the annotation of a GenBank genome assembly. NCBI's taxonomy places the organism in Eukaryota, Dinophyceae, Suessiales, Symbiodiniaceae.